AUGGCCAAGUUAUCAUGUUCUUAUUUUCUUGUACUCAUGAUUGUAUUCUCAGCUUGCUUAAUGGUUGAAAGAGCUGAGGGAAAGCUAUGUGAAACUACCAUUAACAAAGAACAGACAUGUAUAUUAUCCUCUUGUAUUCAAGACUGCUAUGCGCUUUACAAUGCAGUUGCACAUUGUUUGGACGAUCCUAAAAUUCCUGGACAUGCACUUAACUGUGUUUGUAAAUAUAAUUGUUAG
Molecule: messenger RNA, 237 nt
Organism: Eruca vesicaria subsp. sativa (arugula)
Lineage: Eukaryota; Viridiplantae; Streptophyta; Magnoliopsida; Brassicales; Brassicaceae
Source: the annotation of a GenBank genome assembly